AUGAUGUUGCCGGUUGCCACAAGCUCCCUUAGGACAGUGCCCCACCUUUCGGUAGCUGCCCCUCUUUUUGGCGCUUUCCGCAACCAGUCUCUUCGCAUGGUCUCCACUAAACAAAUUGGUGGAGGCAACGUUUCUGCUAAGGACUUGACCCCAAAAAAGUUGGAUACUGACUUCACUCUCAUGUCCCAGAAAACUGCAUCUUCUCCUGUCGACUACGCUUUGACGUCUCUCGACGCCAUUGCCAUGUGGGCAAGAAAGUCGUCCUUUUGGCCAGUCACUUUCGGGUUGGCCUGCUGUGCGGUAGAGAUGAUGCAUGUGUCUACUCCUAGAUACGAUCAGGAUAGAUUGGGUAUCAUUUUCCGUGCUUCUCCUCGUCAAUCCGAUAUUAUGAUUGUCGCAGGUACUGUGACAAACAAGAUGGCUCCAGCAUUGAGACAAGUGUAUGACCAGAUGUCUGACCCUAGAUGGGUGAUUUCUAUGGGCUCGUGCGCCAAUGGUGGUGGUUACUACCACUACUCUUACUCUGUUGUGAGAGGUUGUGACCGUCUUAUUCCAGUGGACAUUUACGUGCCUGGAUGCCCUCCAACUGCUGAAGCGUUGAUGUACGGUGUGUUCCAAUUACAGAAGAAGAUGAUGAAGACAAGAAUCACGCGUAUGUGGUACAGAAACUAA
Molecule: messenger RNA, 672 nt
Organism: Candidozyma auris
Lineage: Eukaryota; Fungi; Ascomycota; Pichiomycetes; Serinales; Metschnikowiaceae
Gene: FESUR1
Product: Fesur1p
Exons: 1
Coding region: 1-672 (223 amino acids)
Biological process (GO): aerobic respiration; mitochondrial respiratory chain complex I assembly; electron transport coupled proton transport
Molecular function (GO): NADH dehydrogenase (ubiquinone) activity; quinone binding; 4 iron, 4 sulfur cluster binding
Source: RefSeq, a predicted model, not a curated record